UGCACUUGGGGUCAGUGCUGUAACCCCCACAAUUAAUCCCCUUCAAGCAUCUCCAAUCGCUGCCUAAACCGAACAAGCCAUACCUCCAAGCCGCAAACCCAUCUUCCCCUAACCCAAGCAAACCGCGCACCACCAUGUUCCUCACGAGGACGGAGUACGACCGCGGCGUGAACACCUUCUCGCCGGAGGGACGGCUAUUCCAGGUCGAGUACGCCAUCGAGGCCAUCAAGUUGGGAUCUACUGCAAUCGGGUUGAAGACGAAGGAUGGGGUUGUUCUUGCUGUGGAGAAACGUGUGACGUCUCCAUUGCUGGAACCUAGCAGUGUUGAGAAAAUUAUGGAAAUUGAUGAGCAUGUAGGCUGUGCCAUGAGUGGCCUUAUUGCUGAUGCAAGAACAUUGGUUGAGCAUGCUCGAGUGGAGACCCAAAACCAUAGAUUCUCAUAUGGGGAACCGAUGACAGUUGAGUCUACCACACAAGCUAUUUGCGAUCUAGCUCUUCGCUUUGGAGAAGGUGAAGAAGAGUCUAUGUCACGACCUUUUGGAGUUUCUCUCCUUAUUGCUGGUCAUGAUGAAAAUGGGCCGAGCUUGUACUACACUGACCCAUCUGGAACCUUUUGGCAGUGCAAUGCCAAGGCAAUAGGGUCAGGUUCUGAGGGUGCCGAUAGUUCAUUGCAGGAGCAGUUCAACAAGGAGCUGACCCUUCAGGAGGCUGAAACCAUUGCUCUAUCUAUCCUGAAACAGGUUAUGGAAGAAAAGGUGACUCCAAAUAAUGUCGACAUCGCCAAGGUCGCGCCGAACUACCACCUUUACACCCCUGCAGAGGUCGAAGCAGUCAUAGCACGAUUGUGAAACGAAGAUAUCUUUGUCGAAUGUCAACCAGGAUUCAUAUGUUCCUUGUGCUGUGUGUCUGACAUCCCGAUGCCUUCAAAUUAGUAGAAGCACAAUUGCUCUAUGAUAUGGACACUGAUGUUUGCCUCUUUUCGUUUGAUUAUCUUGUGUUGACAAGAAGGUGUAGAGGCCUAGCUGUUGUUGCCCUGUCACUUGCCGGCAAGGAGAUUGUACUACACCCUUUUGUUUGAUACGAAGGAUGUGUGGCAAUAGCAUGCAGUAUUUCAGCAACAACUGUUGUUUCCACCGUAUGUUUUGGAUUAUUAUUCUGUUGGACACAGCCAUUUUUCUUCA
Messenger RNA from Triticum dicoccoides, 1181 nucleotides. Its product is annotated as proteasome subunit alpha type-5. Bases 135 to 848 code for a protein of 237 amino acids. The transcript is spliced from 9 exons. Gene Ontology annotation, cellular component: proteasome core complex, alpha-subunit complex; proteasome core complex. Gene Ontology annotation, biological process: proteasome-mediated ubiquitin-dependent protein catabolic process. The record is from RefSeq and is a predicted model, not a curated record. NCBI's taxonomy places the organism in Eukaryota, Viridiplantae, Streptophyta, Magnoliopsida, Poales, Poaceae.